This is a messenger RNA of Coccidioides immitis RS, 822 nucleotides long. RefSeq lists its product as uncharacterized. The record is from RefSeq and is a predicted model, not a curated record. The transcript has a single exon. Bases 1 to 822 code for a protein of 273 amino acids. Lineage: Eukaryota; Fungi; Ascomycota; Eurotiomycetes; Onygenales; Onygenaceae.
AUGACGGGGGCUGAAACGUCUCCGGGUGUUUCGCCGACAAACAGUGCAACUGCCCUAGUGACGGUUACCUCUGCGUCUGCAUUUCCAACUCGCACAGCUAUGGCUUUAGGUAUAACGCAAACUACUCCAUGCGAUACUUCUCCAGGAAUUGCUUCGAGUACAGCACUCCAGUUUGAAUCUCCUCCGCCCUUCACAUCCGUCACUACUGGCAAAUGGAGCUCCGUUAAUAGCCAUUCUUCAGCGGCGCCAUCAAGCUCAGUCUAUAUGACUUCACUCUCUUCAAUGACAGGGAGCCCAGUAUCAACUGCGCGGCCCACUCAGUUCGCAACAUCCACGGUUUACUCAACUGAAAUUGUGACGGUUACUGCGUGUCCAUCAACUGUGUACGACUGUCCUGCAUCCCAACGGACAACUUAUGUUACGACGAAGACCAUCGCCAUUUCGACAACAGUGUGCCCGAGAAUUGAAAUUUUUCAGCUGACGGAUUUAGCGAUUGAGAUCACUGCCGCAUCUCGUGCGGUUCCUCAGCCAACACUGUACAUCGUAGCUCCUCCAGCAACCACACCAGGCGGCGUUGGCCCGACUGCAUUCACGCAAACCAUGUCGGGCGCGACGGUGUCAGCUUCUAUUGCUGCCUCCUCCCUAGGCAGCAGCAGUGCCACAUUGAAGGCGCGACAGGGCCGUUUCCGUCUCCAAGCUGUGCAGAAAAUGGCGAUUCUCCAGCUCAGAGUUCCGCCGCAUCGCAAGGUACAAUCAUUGGUCUCCCGAAUCCCGGUGAUGUUCAAACCAGCAACAUCAGCCAAGUACCCACAGGUUUUAUAA